AUGAUUUGGGGAUAUAUGACACCAACUAAUCCACUAGUGUUGAAUUCACGACAAACAUUACCUAACUAUGUUGGUGGUGAUUAUUUCGAAAUGCCAGACAAAUAUACAGCUAGUUCACCAAUUGAAUUUGUCAAUCGACAAACUGUACCUACUCUUAUCUUUCAUGGUCUCACUGAUUCACUCGUACUCGAUGAACAUAGCCAUCGUCUUGCUGCUAAAUUACAUCAAAAUGAUGUACCACAUUAUUAUCUUGAAUUACGAUGGGCAACACAUGGCUUUGAUUACAUUCUAAAUGGUUCUAGUGAACAACUGUCAACCUAUGCAAUCGAGUAUUUCCUUAAUGUCGUUACUAGCCGAUAA
Rotaria sp. Silwood1 is the source of this 360-nucleotide messenger RNA. The record is from the annotation of a GenBank genome assembly. Lineage: Eukaryota; Metazoa; Rotifera; Eurotatoria; Philodinida; Philodinidae.